GAUUAAUGUCGUUUCAGUACGCAGUGCACAGCUGAUCAGUGGUCCCAACGGACGGUCGCCGCUUGUUCGUGUCUUAAAAUCUUCGAAAACGACUGAAAAGUUACUAUUAUCCGCGUGUCUGUACAGUGACAAUUGAAUUUUCACUUUUAAAUACGUGAAUAGAAUUGCGGCAUUUACAAAGUGUUUUUAUCAAGUGUUCGAAGUGAACGAUUACUUGUUUCUCGUUCGUUGGACAUUUCCAAUGGUUGCCGUCCGGUAGGCCUUGCCAGGAGGAUGGGGGCCCACGAUGGGGGAGUGCCAUUGCUCUAACAUCGCUAUCAUGCAGCUGUUCCAUGAGCUGAAGCAGCAGUUCCCUGCGCUCCCUGAUCACGUCGUUUCCCAGUGCAUCGCCCAGAACAGCCACGAUCGGGAGACAUGCGCGAGAAGUCUUCGUGCCACCCAAGAGUCACGACAGUCUCCGGGUGCGUUCCCACCGGCGGUACUUUGCGGCAUCCUCCAGCAGCAACAGCAUCAUCAACGAGCGAACCACGUGGCUGCUGCGCAGCAGCAACGUUGCUGUUCGAUGAAUCAAGCGCAGCGCGGCACGAGCAACAACCCCACUACGAACAACAACACGCGGCCGCACAGGCCGGCAUCACUGGACAUCGGUAUGGCGCGGCGUUGCCCUGUCGCCUGUACGCGAGCAGCUGCCUCCUCGCCGAUCGCGGCUAACUCGUCCACCACCCCUUCCUCAGCGCCUGCCGUCUGCACGACACGCGGUUUCUUCGACGAUUGCACAGGAGCCAGCGACUCGAAUUGCCUUAACAAAGUCCAGAACGCGGGAAACGAGCCAGCCGGAUUCGAGCUGAACGUGAACGUUGCCUGUAGCCCUGCUGGCAAUCGCGACUUUCGAACGGUGCCUACGAUUGGUGGUGCCUGUAAACGAAGCGAUCCGCUCCUCGAUCCACGGACUUAUUAUGCCGAGCCAUUACUGAACGUGGUAAACACGGGGCCGCAGAUCGAUCACACGCGAAGCUACACCUCGGUUAGUCUGACGCUCAGGCCCCCGUCCUCGGAACCUCAACCUCCGAUCGACAUCAGAUCGCAGGGCUCGAGUCUCACUUACUCGAGCUCUUCUCUAGAUCCUCGGGGCUUUCAAAGUCGUCUACAGAUCAGCAUUGGCGCGGGAGCCGUUGGCACUGUGGCGGCCGCGAGAAUCAGGCCACCGAUGGGUCCCAACAGGCCCAACAGUUUGAUACCGCCGGCACAGACCGGUCCUCAAAGACCACCAGGUCUUCCAGCGGGACCACCCAGUCAAUUGCCGAGGCCUACGACGACAAUGAGCGCCCCAACUACACCUUCCGUACCAUCGACAACGAACAUCGUCCCUUCCAUUAGCCUUCCAACGACUCCGUCAGGACCGACGACGACCUCGCCGCCCUCCAGUCCCAUUGGUGAACGCGUGUCGACCAAUUCUGAUCAAAAUCGAUCGCCGUUGAAUCAAGUGGCGGAGCAUCAAAAGAAAUUGGUCGCAGAGCAGUUAGAAAGAAAAGAAAGACUCGCCAGGGAAUUGAGAGCCGAGAAAGGACGACUCGAAGCGAUGAAGAAAGAAUUACAAUCUCUCACGAGGCCUCUUGAUUCUUCUAUGCCUCCUCAAGAGUUAAAAAAAAAGUUACGAAGCGAGAUCUAUCAGUUACAAGUUGAAUGCGACAGACUCGCGGAUGAAGUAGAUCAGUGGUCAGAUCCAAGAGUACCUUUGGGUGAAACGAAUGAAAAGUUUUAUCAGCAUAUUUAUACUGGUCAACCUCUACCAUCGAGUUCUGUCAGUUCCAAUCCACCGCCUUUGCCAAGUCAACCACCCGCCUGGCAACCGGAACUAAGUGAUAACAAUACUGACAGAGAAGAACGAGACGGACCUUCUUGGGUCUGUAGAAUGUGCACGUUUGAUAAUCAUCCAUUAAUGAACAAAUGCGAGCAAUGCGAUAUGCCACGGUUGAUGGAUCACGGAAACGCAGGCGAGACUCAAGAUAUCCAUAUACGAGUUACACAUCAUCAUAACUUUUCCCCAAGUCGGACAGUGCAUAGUUGGGUGGUAUAACGUAAAUUACAUUGGAAACAUAAAAACUGUAAAUACAAUCACUAUUUAAAUUAAAUAAAAAGUUGCAGCCAACCUAUUAUAUAGCUGUACCCCGUU
Molecule: messenger RNA, 2173 nt
Organism: Apis florea (little honeybee)
Lineage: Eukaryota; Metazoa; Arthropoda; Insecta; Hymenoptera; Apidae
Gene: Tab2
Product: TAK1-associated binding protein 2
Molecular function (GO): ubiquitin binding
Source: RefSeq, a predicted model, not a curated record